This is a messenger RNA of Microbotryum saponariae, 252 nucleotides long. The record is from the annotation of a GenBank genome assembly. Lineage: Eukaryota; Fungi; Basidiomycota; Microbotryomycetes; Microbotryales; Microbotryaceae.
AUGCACAAGAGAUCCACUCCUGUGUAUCAGUGGGCACGUGAACCGGGCAAACGUCCCCAAUCGGCAAUCAAAAUCCGCACCUUUGGUCGUACCGCAUCUUCAGGCCUGAUCUCAGCCAAGAACGAUGGACCUCGGCCCCAACACACUGUGCGUUGGCUCCGAUACCGCCGAGCACCCCUUCGAGGUGAACCCGCUUUCCACGGCAAGAGGUCUGCUCGAGGGUACUGGGCAGUCCUUGCUUCUGCCUGCUGA